Molecule: messenger RNA, 162 nt
Organism: Brugia malayi
Lineage: Eukaryota; Metazoa; Nematoda; Chromadorea; Rhabditida; Onchocercidae
Exons: 2
Coding region: 1-162 (53 amino acids)
Source: RefSeq, a predicted model, not a curated record
AUGAUUAGUUUUUUUAGAAAAAUUUACCUAAAUGAAAGAAUUCAGCGACUGGAAGAAUUAUCAUUCAGAGAGGAAAACUCUCGACAGUCACCACUAAUUAGCAGCUAUAUUAAGGAUGGAACAGCUAGGAGUGAAUCAAUUGACACAAACAUUUUGAAAUAA